AUGGUGCUUGCACGAUAUUCAUAUGUCUUUCUCUGUUUAGUGUGCUGUGUGUCAGCAGAUGAAUGGUCCGAUCUCGAGAAUGAUCUAGUCACCGAUUUGGCACCAUUAAUAUCCCUCUUUGGCGAACAAGUUACUACUCAAUGCAUGUCUGAGUUAAUCACUGCGCUAGAUGAUUAUAUAUUUGCCUUGGCACCAAUAGGGAUCUUGACAGCACUGGUAUCUUUGAUCCGGAUAUGCGGCAACUCAACCCUUCGCGCUUUUAUUGGAAGGGCUUCGGAAGAUCCGGGCGAUUCUGAACUAGAACUGCUCUCAUGUGUAUCUGACACGACUGCUGAGGUUUUUACCGAAUCCGGGGUUGCUAGGAUAACAGGCAAUCCCAAAAUUCUAGAGGUUGUGGCAAAUGAAAGCGGGACUGUAACUGUUCAAAAAGUGAGCGAACUAGAGGGGAAACGCUGGACAGAUCUUGAGAAAGAUGCCACUCUGCCAAACCUAUCUUUGAACAAAGGUAUAAAGAGACGUGCACCGUUUUGGUUUCAUUUGGCCGCUCUGUUUGGUACUAUCUUGCAAUUAGACAAUGAAGGAGUCAUUAUUUAUGCUGCCCUCACGGUCUUCAAGUGGCCGGAAUUCUUUUUGAAAGAUGGGGCCCGAGCAAAUAGUUAUGCCUUUCCCAUGUUUGCGAUAGGAACUGCUAUACUCACACUGGGCAUGUUUUUCUGUGCUCUCCUACUGGAAAGGUUUUCGAAGAAGCGUUUUCUCACUCUUCCGAAGGAAAGUAGAGUGUACUGGAUUCAACCUGGAAAUCAGGGGGUAGGCGAUCAGAAGUUGCCUUCCUUCGUGGGCCAGACGGACAAGGGUGCCCAUUUCACCCGGUCUGUGAGACAUCACUCACCAGAUGAGGUUCUUAACAUUAUAUUUCAUCUAUUUACGAUUCGGUCGUUCAGAAUUCGUUCUGUUUCAAGUUUGCCAAUGCAAGAACCACAGCCGCAGUCUGAUUCGGUUGUACGAGAGUCGUUAAUUGUCCGCGAGAAGCUGACAAAGUUGGCCGGCUCACACUGGAAUAAGACCCCUGCCCGCAAGCUGGCACAAAAUUUAGGGCAAGCAACACAGGAGCUAAUGAAACUCAUAAGCUCUUGGUCUGACAAAGAUGUGACAUAUUUUGAUAUUGUCAUCCCACUUGAGCUUGAAAAAGAAGGUAGUCAGCAAACGAUACAAUAUGACAAGAAGAUGCGGUUAUCUAGCGGGGCCAAGGUGGACGUUGAUCUCUGGGAAGCAAUCCUUGGCCUUUACGUCUGGUCUCUGCGACAAGCCAACCGUGAAAUGGGCGACGAACAUGGAAAUCAUUUCUUUCGAGCACUUGAAUCGAGAAACAAGAAUGCUCAUCAGGCACGGUUACUUUAUCAAAAGUGGACAAAUGACGAAUCAGCUUUACGUCAGAACCAAGCAGCACCCACAACUUUCCUUAAUGGUAGCAAUAAGUUCGGUAAAUUUGAUUACCGGACAGAGAACCCAGCAGACAGUGCAGCGUUAGUUGGAGUUUCUUGUGAUUUAUAUACGUUGGCUGCUCAAGACAUCUAUAUGCAUGUCCUCAGUUCAAUGCUUGAGUGGCUUUCUGAAAUCGGUGGCACGACGCAGAUUUCAGGCAAGGAGAAGAAAACCUACAGGUUAUCCAAUGAUCGCAUCGAAGUACUCACAGAAGGCUUUGUUAAAAGUGGUCUGGGGGAUCAAAGAGGAAGUGCGGUUUGCAUACUUUCGGUUCUUUCUGAUCGAGGAUUGCUACCGGAAAUCACAAUCAAAUCUGUUGAAGUCCAACAACAGUUGGGCGAACUUGAAAGCUUGAAUGACCAAGGAAUCUUCGGUAUAAGGGAAUGGCUGUGUUCUGUGGCUGAUUUUGAAGAAGUAGAGCACAUGUUAGUUGAAUAUGGAUACAUCUGCCUGAGGCAUAUCAUGAGCCGGUAUGAUACAGGAACACCGCUUGGUCUCAAAAAGAUUAUGUCUAUUUUGAAUGUGAAUCACAACAGCCAGCUACCAAACUCAAUAUCGAAAGAUCUGGCCAAUAUCUCGAGCAUCCCCGGGGCGGAUUGGCAGGAAAGAUAUAGAAAUGAAAUGUACUGGAUAUCAUCACGACUGCUUCGAAUUCAAGCCGCACACAGCCAUUCUGAUCAAGAUACGCUCUAUCUGAAUGAGCUAGAAAAACUAUAUGCUGUACAAUGUUCAAUGGAAGAAACGUAUACUGACCAGGAGGCCGCUUUGUCUUCCCAAUCGGCCCUUCUCGAUGUAUGGCUUGAACUGGUCACCAUGAAGUUGAGCAAUAACUACGUUCAGAUUAUUUUUGAUUGGCUUAUCAAAAACAAACAUCAUAAUAUCUUAGAAUGGUUCAUUAUGCGAAUGUUACUUGACACUUUUUCAAGCAACUUCCAGAACGUUUUGACGAUGAUGAUCACUUAUUCAGCGGCUAUAAAGUAUGAUAAACCCGUUGAGAUUUUGUUGCGGCAUAUUGACAGUUCCAACCUCCGAGCUCUUAUAAUAAUGCAAAUUGCGGUAUCAGGUGAUGUCCAAACACUUGAAUUCCUUCUAGGUCGCAAUUUAUCUGUCGGCUCAGGGGAGGAGCAUGAAGCUGCGCUUUUUGCUGCAGUAGAAAGAAACCAAUACUCUGUGGUUAAGUUCCUACUCGAGGGUGGGGUUAACGUCGACGCAAAAAGCAUCAAUGGCCAGACUGCAUUAAUGAUUGCUGCCGAGGGCGGCCACGUCGAGAUUACUUCGCUACUUUUCCAUCAUAAUGCAUCCUUGGAAAUACAUUCGGAAACAGGGAACACGGCUCUCAUACUAGCUACAACAAGUGGAAAGCUGAAUGUUGUUGAGCUUCUCGUCAAUAAAGGGGCAGAUGUUAAUGCCAUUGGCUUUAGGGGGAAAACGGCCUUAAUGGCCGCAACUCUUAAUCGAAACUUGCCACUUGUUAAGUACCUCUGUGAUCACAAGGCAGAUAUCCAAACUUUGGGCUACGAUCAAAUGAGUGUAUUGGACGUGGCUGCACAUGGAGACGAAUUUGAAGGUUCUUGGACGGAAGGCUACGAAUAUUUGGAAAGAUUGGGGGCAAAGCGGUAUUAUGAUACAAAGUACCGAGGCUAUUGA
This is a messenger RNA of Talaromyces atroroseus, 3129 nucleotides long. RefSeq lists its product as hypothetical. Gene Ontology annotation, molecular function: protein binding. The record is from RefSeq and is a predicted model, not a curated record. Bases 1 to 3129 code for a protein of 1042 amino acids. The transcript has 5 exons. Lineage: Eukaryota; Fungi; Ascomycota; Eurotiomycetes; Eurotiales; Trichocomaceae.